This is a messenger RNA of Suncus etruscus (white-toothed pygmy shrew), 5852 nucleotides long. It is a transcript of the gene SETD1A, whose product is annotated as SET domain containing 1A, histone lysine methyltransferase. The record is from RefSeq and is a predicted model, not a curated record. Gene Ontology annotation, molecular function: protein binding; RNA binding; histone H3K4 methyltransferase activity. Gene Ontology annotation, cellular component: Set1C/COMPASS complex. Lineage: Eukaryota; Metazoa; Chordata; Mammalia; Eulipotyphla; Soricidae. Bases 109 to 5199 code for a protein of 1696 amino acids. The transcript is spliced from 19 exons.
GCCGCCACCGCUGCGGGGCCGGGUCUCGCGCCGCCGCCUCGCGCCGCCGAGCUGCCGCGCGGGGUGGGGGAGGAGAGCGGGAGCCGCGCGCGGUGUAAAUGAGCAAAGAUGGAUCAAGAAGGUGGGGGAGAUGGGCAGAAGGCCCCGAGCUUCCAGUGGAGGAACUACAAGCUCAUCGUGGAUCCUGCCUUGGACCCUGCCCUGCGCAGGCCUUCUCAAAAGGUGUACCGCUAUGAUGGAAUCCACUUCAGUGUCAACGACUCAAAGUAUAUACCGGUUGAAGACCUUCAAGAUCCCCGUUGCCAUGUCCGAUCUAAAAACAGGGACUUCUCCCUCCCAGUUCCUAAGUUCAAGCUGGAUGAAUUCUAUAUCGGCCAGAUCCCACUGAAGGAAGUGACUUUUGCAAGACUGAAUGAUAACGUGCGAGAGACCUUCCUGAAGGAUAUGUGCCGGAAGUAUGGUGAGGUAGAAGAGGUGGAGAUCCUUCUUCACCCUCGUACCCGCAAGCACCUGGGGCUGGCCCGCGUGCUCUUCACCAGCACUCGGGGAGCCAAGGAAACAGUGAAAAACCUUCACCUUACCUCUGUUAUGGGCAACAUCAUCCAUGCCCAGCUUGACAUCAAAGGACAACAACGAAUGAAGUACUAUGAGCUGAUAGUAAAUGGCUCUUACACACCCCAGACGGUGCCCACGGGUGGCAAGGCCUUAAGUGAGAAAUUCCAGGGCUCUGGUACAGCCACUGAGACGACUGAGUCCCGCCGCCGUUCCUCCUCAGACACGUCUGCCUACCCAACAGGCACUGCUGUGGGCACACCUGGCAAUGGCACCCCCUGCUCACAGGAUACAAGCUUCUCCAGCAGCCGACAGGAUACCCCAUCUUCCUUUGGCCAAUUCACCCCGCAGUCCUCCCAAGGAACCCCCUACACAUCUCGGGGCAGCACGCCCUACUCUCAGGACUCUGCCUACUCCAGCAGCACCACUUCAACCUCCUUCAAGCCCCGGCGGUCAGAGAACAGCUACCAGGAUUCCUUUUCCCGCCGCCAUUUCUCUGCCUCCUCUGCCACCACAACCACCUCUGCAGCCAUCUCCGCCACCACUGUGGCAACUGCCACGUCCUCUGCCUCUUCCUCCUCAUUGUCCUCGUCCUCCUCAUCUUCUUCAUCCUCUCAUUUCCGUGGUUCUGACUCAAAUUACCCAGCAUAUUAUGAAAGCUGGAAUCGCUAUCAACGCCAUGCUUCCUACCCACCCCGCCGGGCAACUCGAGAGGAGCCUCCUGGGGCCCCCUUUGCUGAAAAUACAACUGAGCGCUUUCCACCUUCUUACACCUCCUACUUGCCCCCUGAACCCAGCCGGCCCUCGGACCAGGACUAUCGGCCUCCUGUCUCUGAGUCUGCACCCCCAGAGCCUCCAGAACCUGGUGGAGGUGGCGGUGGUGGGGGCUCUAGCCCCGAGAGAGAAGAAAUUCGGACCUCCCCUCGUCCCGCCUCACCUGCCCGUUCAGGCUCCCCAGCCCCAGAGACCACCAACGAGAGUGUGCCCUUUGCUCAACACAGCAGCCUGGAUUCCCGCAUUGAGAUGUUGCUGAAAGAGCAGCGCUCCAAGUUUUCAUUUCUGGCCUCUGACACAGAAGAGGAGGAAGAGAACAGCAGUGUCGGCCCUGGGACUCGAGAAACGGGCAGCGAGGUGCCUUCUGGGUCCAGUCAUGGGCCCUGCACGCCCCCUCCAGCUCCAGCUAACUUUGAGGAUGUGACACCAACAGGGAGUGGGGACCCAGGGGCUGUCCGGGAGUCUCCUAAGGCCAAUGGCCAGAACCAGGCAUCUCCAUGCUCUUCAGGAGAGGACAUGGAGAUCUCCGAUGACGACAGGGGCGGCUCACCCCCUCCGGCCCCCACACCUCCCCAGCAACCUCCUCCCCCACCUCCCCCUCCGCCUCCACCACCACCUCCCUACCUGGCUUCUCUUCCCCUUGGUUAUCCUCCCCACCAGCCUACCUACCUCCUCCCACCCCGGCCUGAUGGGCCACCUCCACCUGAGUACCCACCGCCUCCUCCACCACCACCCCACAUUUAUGACUUCGUGAACUCCCUAGAGCUCAUGGAUCGACUUGGAGCUCAGUGGGGAGGAAUGCCCAUGUCCUUCCAGAUGCAGACCCAGAUGUUAACUCGGCUCCAUCAGCUACGGCAGGGCAAAGGACUGACUGCUGCCUCAGCUGCUCCCCCUGGUGCAGCCUUUGGGGAGGCCUUUCUCCCAUUCCCGCCCCCACAAGAGGCACCUUAUGGCUUACCUUAUGCUCUGUAUACACCAGGGCAAGAAGGCCGAGGGACCUACUCCCGGGAGGCCUACCCCCUGCCUUUGCCCAUGACAGCUGAGCCCCUGCUCUCCUCCUCUGUCUCCGGAGAAGAGGCCCGGCUGCCUCCCAGGGAAGAAACUGAGCAGGCAGAGGGCAAGUCCUUACCAGUAGCUGGCACUGUGGCCCAUGUGCUGGCCACCCUUGUCCAAGAGAUGAAGAGUAUCAUGCAGAGAGACCUCAAUCGCAAGAUGGUGGAGAAUGUGGCCUUUGGUGCUUUUGACCAGUGGUGGGAAAGCAAGGAGGAGAAGGCCAAGCCAUUCCAGAAUGCUGCCAAGCAGCAAGCCAAGGAGGAGGAUAAAGAAAAGACUAAGCUCCGAGAACCAGGCAUGUUGUCCCUCGUAGACUGGGCCAAGAGCGGGGGUACCACAGGCAUCGAGGCCUUCACCUUUGGCUCAGGGCUUCGAGGUGCUCUGCGGCUGCCAUCUUUCAAGGUAAAGCGAAAAGAACCAUCAGAGAUUUCAGAGGCCAGUGAAGAGAAGAGACCCCGGCCUUCGACUCCUGCUGAGGAAGAUGAAGAUGACCCUGAACGAGAGAAGGAGGCUGGAGAACCAGGACGCCCAGGGACCAAGCCUCCAAAGCGAGAUGAAGAGCGUGGCAAAACCCAGGGCAAGCACCACAAGUCCUUUGCUCUGGACAGUGAGGGCGAGGAGGCAUCCCAGGAAUCUUCCUCAGACAAGGAUGAGGAGGAUGAGGAAGAAGAUGAGGACGAUGAAGAACAUGAGGAAGCCAUGGAUGUUACAAAGAAAGAGACAGAGGCAUCAGAUGGUGAGGAUGAGGAAAGCAAUUCGUCUUCCAAAUGUUCUCCGUAUGCUGACUCAGAUGGUGAAAACGAUAGCUUGUCAGACUCCGAGAGCAGCACUUCAUCCAGUUCCUCAUCAUCAUCCUCAUCAUCAUCAUCUGAGUCCUCUGAAGAGGAAGAGGAAGAGGAGCCACCAGCAACCAUCUCCUCAGCCUCAUCGCCCCCCAGGGAACCUCCCACCCCUCUGCCAGCACCAGUGGAGGAGCCCAAGUUGGAGAAAGUUGCAAGCUCCCCACUCACCCCUCUUCUCGAGCAAGAGAAGUCUCCCAUCAGAUCUCCAGCUUCAACAGAGGAGCCUCUGCCCAGUGUGCCCCAGCCUCCCACAGAGCCACCAGCUGGGCCCCCCGCCCCUCCUCCCCGUCCUGAUGAGCGGCCCUCCUCUCCAAUUCCCCUCCUGCCUCCACCCAAGAAACGCCGGAAAACAGUCUCCUUCUCUGCUGUGGAGGAAGUGCCGGUCCCAGAACCAGUUUCCACUGCCCCACCACAGGUCAAGCCUCUGGGCCCCGUCUCCCGCAAAGUCCCCCGAGGUGUGGAGCGGACCAUACGCAACCUGCCCCUGGACCACGCUUCUCUGGUCAAGAGUUGGCCUGAGGAAGUGUCCAGAGGGAGUCGAAGCCGGGCUGCAGGCCGAGGUCGCCCCACCGAGGAUGAAGAGGCUGAGCCCGGGACAGAAGUGGAUCUGGCAGUGCUGGCCAACCUGGCCCUUACGCCAGCCAGGCGCGGACUGGCUGCUGUGCCUGCUGGUGAAGAUCUGGAGGUCAUCAGCAUAGAGACUCCAGACGAGGCUGACCAGCCAACCCCCUUCCUCAGCCACAUCCUCCUGGAACAUAACUAUGCUCUGGCCGUCAAGCCACCAACCUCUAUGUUGGCCCCUCGGCCACUGGAGCCAGCUCCUGCCCCUGCAGCCCUCUUCAGCUCCCCAGCAGAUGAAGUUCUAGAGGCCCCUGAAGUGGUAGUCUCAGAGGCAGAGGAGCCGAAACAUCCACCACAGCAGCAGCAGCAGCAGCAGCAUCGAGGGAAGGAGGAGGAAGAGGAGGAGUCCGAGUGGUCUGAGAGUAGUGGCAGCAGCAGCAGCGAUGGGGAGGGUGCCAUUCGCAGGCGCAGUCUCCGCUCUCAUGCCCAGCGCCGACGGCCACCCCCACCACCCCCAUCUCCCCCACCCCCAUCCUUCGAGCCUCGUAGUGAGUUUGAGCAAAUGACCAUCCUGUAUGACAUUUGGAACUCCGGCCUGGACCUGGAGGACAUGAGCUACCUUCGGCUCACAUAUGAACAGCUGCUGCAGCAGACCAGUGGGGCCGACUGGCUGAAUGACACUCACUGGGUCCAUCACACCAUCACCAACCUGAGCACUCCAAAACGCAAGCGGAGACCCCAGGAUGGGCCCCGUGAGCACCAGACAGGCUCUGCCCGUAGCGAAGGCUAUUACCCCAUCAGCAAGAAAGAAAAGGACAGGUACCUGGAUGUUUGUCCUGUCUCAGCACGACAACUGGAAGGAACAGAUGUUCAGGGGACUAACCGGGUGCUUUCGGAGCGGCGGUCAGAGCAGCGGCGAUUGCUGAGUGCUAUUGGCACCUCAGCCAUCAUGGAUAGUGACCUGCUGAAGCUCAACCAGCUCAAGUUUCGGAAGAAGAAGCUUCGAUUUGGCCGGAGUCGCAUCCAUGAGUGGGGUCUUUUUGCCAUGGAACCCAUUGCAGCUGACGAGAUGGUCAUCGAAUACGUGGGUCAGAACAUCCGCCAGAUGGUGGCCGACAUGCGGGAGAAGCGCUAUGUGCAGGAAGGCAUUGGCAGCAGCUACCUGUUUCGGGUGGACCAUGACACCAUCAUCGAUGCCACUAAGUGUGGCAACCUGGCGCGGUUCAUCAAUCACUGCUGCACGCCUAACUGCUACGCCAAGGUUAUCACCAUCGAAUCCCAGAAGAAGAUCGUGAUCUACUCCAAGCAGCCUAUUGGCGUGGACGAGGAAAUCACCUACGAUUACAAAUUCCCGCUGGAGGACAACAAGAUCCCGUGUCUGUGCGGCACUGAGAGCUGCCGGGGCUCCCUCAACUGAAAUGGGGCAGAACUGCUGCCCUCCCCUAUUUAUUCCCCUUGGUGCCCUGAGCUCCCAGCCCCCACUCAGCCUUACUGGGCUUAGCAGGGCCCAUACACCCCCAUCUCCAAACACAAAUAUUGGGGGCCUCCUGAACCCAGUGAGGAAGACAGUCCCUUGAGGCAACUUCCAUCCUCUUGUUGCCCCUGCCCAUCCCCUUAGCCCCUUAUUUUUUUUCUUUGCGGAGAAGAAGCUGUAAAUGUUUCAUAGCUGCCAGCAGCUGUUUCCUGUGGAAACCUGGGGUGCCGGCCUGUACAGAUCCUGUUCUUGGGAGGGGCUGCAUAGCCCUCUUGCUUUGUGUUAAUAAUGGGAACUCCCUUUGUGCCCAGCGUGCACCCCUCCCCAGUUUAAGGGGCCUCUAGGGGCAGUGGCCGUGUUCUCCCCCUGGGGGGGGGGCCCUGUGCCCCCAAUCCUAGGGACUCCGUGCCUGGAACCCUGCCUCAUCUGUUCCUGCCAGACCCUGAGGGUCGCCCUUCCACCCUGGUACCUGGAAGCUCUGGCUUGACCAGGCUGGUGGGUGGCAGACCUUCCCAUUGGGCUGGAUUGUACAUAUGUUAAUACUGCAGACCCAACGCCACAUUUUUAUAAUUGUGAUUAAACUUUAUUGUACAAAA